Akanthomyces muscarius is the source of this 381-nucleotide messenger RNA. RefSeq lists its product as uncharacterized. The transcript is spliced from 6 exons. The coding region runs from base 1 to 381 and encodes 126 amino acids. The record is from RefSeq and is a predicted model, not a curated record. Lineage: Eukaryota; Fungi; Ascomycota; Sordariomycetes; Hypocreales; Cordycipitaceae.
AUGACCAAUACAGAUCUGGCCCGCUCACAUCAGUCAACCGUUCUGGCAAGCUGCUUACCUCGUGAGCGUCGCUGGACCCGUCACUGCAUCUAUUCCUUGCAGUUUGCCUUCAUUAGCUUCGCUACUGUUCCCACGCAAGCCUGUUCAUUCAAUGCGGCUCGUUUCUUUCUGGGCCACUUGCGCACAUGCACGGGUACGCUGCGUGCAGAUCCAAACCUGGCCAGCCUCCUCCUUUACGCCCACAAGAUAUGCCAUCAUAUUCCUGGUUCGCCUCGCCUCUUGCACUUCAUAACUUCAGAUCCAUACAUCCAUGCGCAGUCUUGCCCUAAACUAUCCGAUCGGCAUUUAUAUCAGCUCAUCCGUAAUGUGAAGAGCAUAUGA